Molecule: messenger RNA, 2066 nt
Organism: Erinaceus europaeus (western European hedgehog)
Lineage: Eukaryota; Metazoa; Chordata; Mammalia; Eulipotyphla; Erinaceidae
Product: melanoma-associated antigen B18-like
Exons: 4
Coding region: 214-1455 (413 amino acids)
Biological process (GO): negative regulation of transcription by RNA polymerase II
Cellular component (GO): nucleus
Source: RefSeq, a predicted model, not a curated record
CAGGAGAGGGUUGCCCACAGGUGAAUCUCCCUGCUUACUGCUGAAGCUGACCUUGCUCUGUCUCUUCUCUCUGCCCUAGGAGGUCGGCCACUAUAGAGAACAUUAUCCAGCUUGUAUCCUGGGUUCUGGCUGCAGGCUCCAGGAGAUUGGAGGUCGCUUCUGCAUCAAGCCAACUGCUUGCACUCGUACCUGCUGUCUCUAAGCAGAAUCAUCAUGCCUCGAGGUCAGAAGAGCAAGCUCCGAGCUCAAGAGAAACGCCGCCAGCUCCGCGGUGAAAGCCGGUUUCUGAAGACUGCCCAGGCUUCUGUGGCAACAGAAAAAGAUCCCGCAGCCUCUGCCAAGCCUCAAGUUGAAGAUUGGUCUGCCAAGACUCAGGUUGAAGAGCAAUCUGCCAAGCCUCAGGUUGAGGGUCAGUCUGCAAAGCAUCAGGUUGAGGAUCAGUCUGUCAAGCCUCAGGUUGAGAGUCAGUCUGCAAAGUGUCAGGUUGAAGAUCAGUCUGCCAAGCCUCUGGUUGAGAAUCAGUCUGCCAAGCCUCAGGCAGAGAAUCAGUCUGCCAAGCCUCAGGCUGAGGAUAGAUCUCAUAAUUUUCCUCCUAUUGGGACAUCUUGCGAGCAUAAGGUGCCUCAAGAAACCCCAGCUACCAUCGGUGCUGCGUCAGCCAUAGCAAAUGCUGAUUCAGAAGAAGGUGCCAAAAGUCAAGAUGUGGCACCCCCCAGAACGUCAAGUAUCCCUGAGCUCUGGCGCAGAGACCCAUUAAACAAGAAGGUGAUUUUGUUGGUGCAGUUCUUGCUGCAGAGGUAUCAAAAAAAAGAGCCAAUUACAAAGGCAGACAUGCUGAAGUUUGUCAUAAAAAAAUACAAGUAUCACUUCAACGAAAUCAUCAAGAGAGCCUCUGACCACAUGGAACUGGCCUUCGGUGUUGAUCUGAAGGAAGUGGAUCCCAUCAGGCACUGCUACACCCUUGUCAACAAACUGAACCUCUCCUCUGAUGGAACGAUGAAUGAUGAAGAGAACAUGCCCAAGACUGGCCUUCUUAUGAUUGUACUGGGUGUGAUCUUCAUGAAAGGCAACUGUGCCUCAGAGGAGGAGAUCUGGGAAGUGCUGAAUAUGAUGGGUGUGCAUGCUGACAGGAAGCACUUCAUCUAUGGAGAGCCCAGAAAGGUCAUCACUGAAGAUCUGGUGCAGCUCAACUACCUGGAAUACCGCCAGGUGCGCCACAGUGAGCCUCCCCGCUAUGAGUUCCUAUGGGGCCCCAAAGCCAAGGCUGAAACCAGCAAGAUGAGAGUCCUGGAGUUCUUGGCCAAAGUGCACGAUACAGUCCCCAGUGCCUUUCCAUUCUGGUAUGAAGAGGCUCUAAGAGAUGAAGAAGAGAGGGCCCAAGCCCGAGCUGCAGCCAGGGCUCGCACCACAGCCGUGGUCAGUGUACGUUUCAGAAAUGGCAACUUCUACCCUUAAGCAAGCUGCGCUUCAAUUUGGGGGAUGAAAAGGUUAUCUUGCAAAUACUGAUCUACGAGGCAAAUUGUUUUCUUUGUGGAAGAAAUGGGCAGUCAGCAUUAUAGGUAGUUAAUUUCUCUGGUGGGUGUAGAGAGAACAUAUCCAUCCUAUAUGCUAAAGUUGAAGUUGUAUCUUUCUCUCUUUCCUUUUGCUAAAUUUUUAAAGAUUGUUUAAGAGAAGGUUUUAAUCAUUUCAGAAUUUAAAGUUACUAACAUCUAUUGUGGGUCAGCCAGUAGGCUUAGGAUUAUGAGUUAAGCAACUGGGGAGGAGACCCAGUGGGUAGAGCAUAUGCUUUGCAUUCAUGACAGACUUGUUUUAACCCCUGGAAAUGAAUAUAAUCAGAGUGCUCUGGUGUCUUUGUAUCUCUCUUUUUCUAUCAUUAAGUAACUAAAUAUAUUAAAAGUAUUAGAGGGUUGAUUAUUUUGUAAAAUGCACUGAGGAAUCAUAUUUAGUGAAAUAGAACAACAAAAUGGCAUUGUAAUAGAAAUUUCUUUGUAAAUGUAAAAAAAUCUAACAUUAAAAUUAUUGGAAUAAAAAUAGAGGGUAAAUAAAUAUGUUCAUUUCUUGCUUUC